AUGGCUUUCGGCACCCUCGAGAGCUCAGCAGGCAGAGAUUUCAAAUCCCACUGCCAGAGGAUGCUUAGCAUGUCGGAGGACUGCAAGGAAGUAGGCGACUCGGACUGCGGCACAAGUGACUGCAGCUUCCUGAACAACCACUCCUACAAGGGCCGUAACUUCUCUGGGAACUAUGCGAGCGACAGUGCGAGUGUAAAGUUACCGGACGCCGGUGAAGCUCCCACGCCGAUCCCCGUAACUGCCACCACCCACGGUCGUGAACCACCCAAGACUGCCAAGACAAAAAGCGUACGUGAUCUCGAGUGCGAGGAGUGUCUGCGUCGUUUGCACAGCCUAGCCGUUGGCGACAAUGUCUACUUUCGCCGCACCGUGCUGGGUUUGUGCGAGGAAAGCGACAGUUCGGAAUUCGGGAACUACGUGGAGGGCAAGGUCACUUGCUUCUCGUAUGACUUCAUGCGGCGCUACAUUAUCGUCACGCUGGACGGUUAUGGGUGUCUCAAGUUCACGUUCGGCGACCUGCACGCAAUGGCAGUUGAUCGUAAUGUCUAUCUGCAGCGUUUGCAACAAUCGGGCAUACUGACUAAGGCGCAACGGCAGAAGCGCCAGCGGUCGUACUACGAGGAUGAGUACGUGACGCGUCGUUCGUUCAGCAACCACAUGGCCACUGAGGAGUCAGAAGACCACACUCACGACAGUGCAUACGCCUCUUCUCAUAUCGCACAUUCUGAAUCUGGAGCCGCAGCUGCUGCGGAUUCACAGGGGACACGCACCCGUCCCGUGCCCCCUGGAGCUGAGACCAUCUGCCGAUGUCGGUUCAUCAACAAAGUGGACUUGGUGCAGAAGCUGCGCAGCACGAUUAACCAGAACAAGCAGGAAUUCUACGAGAAAACCGAAUCAAUGCAGGAGCUACGUCUGAUAAUGUCGCAGAACGUGCGCGCGUACGAGCUCGAAAUGGUCGCCUACCUCCUCGGAGAGGACCCCUGGGCGUACUCCUCGAAUCAGUACGAUCGGCCGACCGACGAGCAGAUUAAAGAGAUUGUGGAGCAAUACGGCGCUGCAGCCCGUAAUGCUGAUUACUUGGCUCAUUUUGCCAACUGGCAGAAAUUCCAGAAGCAGGUUAAGAGCGAGGCCAAAGGCGUCCCUAACUCGGCUGCUGGAUCCUCUGCACCCUAG
This is a messenger RNA of Babesia ovata, 1173 nucleotides long. Its product is annotated as AP2 domain transcription factor AP2IX-7, putative. The record is from RefSeq and is a predicted model, not a curated record. NCBI's taxonomy places the organism in Eukaryota, Apicomplexa, Aconoidasida, Piroplasmida, Babesiidae. The transcript has a single exon. Bases 1 to 1173 code for a protein of 390 amino acids.